This is a messenger RNA of Scylla paramamosain (green mud crab), 2450 nucleotides long. RefSeq names its product cytochrome P450 2U1-like. The transcript is spliced from 10 exons. Gene Ontology annotation, cellular component: intracellular membrane-bounded organelle; cytoplasm. Bases 399 to 1892 code for a protein of 497 amino acids. The record is from RefSeq and is a predicted model, not a curated record. Gene Ontology annotation, molecular function: iron ion binding; oxidoreductase activity, acting on paired donors, with incorporation or reduction of molecular oxygen, reduced flavin or flavoprotein as one donor, and incorporation of one atom of oxygen; heme binding. Gene Ontology annotation, biological process: xenobiotic metabolic process. NCBI's taxonomy places the organism in Eukaryota, Metazoa, Arthropoda, Malacostraca, Decapoda, Portunidae.
CUCCUCCCUAUGGUACUGACAGAGAUAACAGAGAUAAGAAGAGCCACCUAUCCCCUUCCCUCACUCACAACUCAGAAGAGAAUGGCGAAGAGGCUACCAGUGAGUGAGGCAGUGCGCGCGUGACUCAUGAGUGCUGAUUUCUGCUUCCCCCGGCCUAGACCCCCACCUUCCGUCUGGACCCCCAUGUUUUCCCCUCCGUGCCUCCUCCUCCUCCUCCUCCUCCCCCUGCUAAUCCCCGAACUUUCCUCCACCUUUCCUUUCAUCCCCAGUCUCCACUUCUGAGCGACAAGCAGCCACUCCCACACGUCAGCCACACAAGCCAGCCAGUCCUCAGGUGGUGGGCGUAGGCAACGGCAGCAGCUCCCCCCUUGAUUCUUCCCGUCAGUGGCUCAAGCAGGAUGGUGUGGGUAGCAUUGGCGGUGAUGGCGGUGGUGGCGGCGGUGGUGCUGGUGGUCCGGAGCCGCGUGGACGACAGGGACAUGCCGCCGGGCCCCAAGGGACUCCCGCUCAUCGGCAACGUCCUCGACCUGCUGAAGGAGGACUCGGUAAUUUAUUUCACGAGACUGGCAGAGCAAUACGGACCCUUCUACAGCGUGCAGCUCGGCGGGCGACGGGUGGUGGUGCUCAGUUCUUCCCAUUGGUUGAACCAGGCCUUCGUCAGGCAGGGGGACAUGUUCAACCAUCGGCCCCGCGGCACCGUGCUCAGCUUCAUCAUGGGCGGAAAGGGUAUUGCCGACGCUGAGGACACGGUGUGGCGCGACAGUCGCCGCUUCACCCUGCACGUUCUGAGGGACUUCGGCAUGGGUAAGCGUUCCGUGGAAAACUACGUCAACAGGGAGCUGCAGGACUUCAUGGAGGUGACGCAGAAGAGCGUUGGUCGUGCCUACAACCCACACUACGACCUUGCCACCUCCGUGCUGAACAUCGUGUGGCACAUGUUUGUGGGCGAGCGGUUCCAGAUGGGAGACAAUACCCUGCGGUGGAUCGUGGACUCUUUGGAGCUGUCCCUCACGCUGGUGGAGCAGGGCGGUUUCCUCAACUACAUGCCGCUGCUGCAGUUCAUCGGCACCUUCAUGAAGCCCCGGGCUGUGAAAGUUGGCAGGAAUGUCCUCCACCGACUCACCUACAUCUCAGAACUGAUCGCCAAGCACAAGGCCACGCUGGACGACCCGGACCGAGACUUCGACCUCAUGUACGAAUUCCUCCUGCAGCAGCGCAAGGAGCUCCGCCAGGGCAAGACGGACACGAUUUUCACGGACAACCAGCUCAAGUGGCUGCUGAGUGAUCUGUUCAUUGUGGGCCUGGACACCACGGUCACCACGCUGCGAUGGUGCUUCCUCUUCCUCGUGCGCCAACAGGACGUGCAGCGGAGAGUCUUCAAGGAGGUGGAGGCGACGAUUGGCCUCGACCGCCAACCCACGUACGAGGACCGCCUCAAGAUGCCCUACACUGAAGCCUUCAUCAACGAGGUGUUCCGCUUCGGUUCCAUCACCCCCCUGGCAGUGCACGCUAGCCCCGAGGAGACCACUCUGGGGGGCUACCGUAUCCCCAAGAGGACCUGGGUGAUUGGAAACCUGUACGGCAUCCACUGGGACAAGAAGGUGUGGGGUGACCCGGAGAACUUCAGGCCGGAGAGGUUCCUGAACGAGGCCGGCGAGUUUGUCCGCUCUGAGCAUGUGCUACCGUUUUCUGUGGGUCGACGAAACUGCUUGGGCGAGUCGCUGGCGAGGAUUGAAAUUUUCCUCUUCCUCACUUCGAUGCUCCAGAAAUACGAGUUUGGGGUUGCGGAGGGAUUCGAGAAGCCCUCCACGAACUUCAGAUGCGGCGUGACCCUGAACCCUUGCGAGUACCACAUCCUGCUUACUGAAAGGAACCCUAUUAUUAUGCCCUGAGGGAAGUGAUGUAGGAGGGGCAGCCAGAGGGAGGCGCCCGUAAUUUUUUUUUUUUUUUUGGUGUUUGUACUGACGACUCCUUCUGGGAUCGUAUUAAAAAACGCUUUGCUUUCUCACCACGAUAAUUUUUAACGGCCAAAGAGAGGAUUAGUCCGGUUCUUAAGAGUGUUUUUUUUUUUUUUAAUAAUGUAGAAAUCUUGUUAAUAUUUAACGUCACUAGAACCAUAAAAAAAAAAAAAAAAUUAAAAACUCGUGUAACUUCAACUGAAGCCUUUUGAGAACAGUUGAGGUGCGACCAGAAUGUUUCAGAAUGUGAUCCCUUCUCAACUUCCGGAAGAUAAAGGCUUGAGUCUAUCCUCCUUUUGGGUAAACUUGACUGAUGAAUGUUACUGAGAUGUUACGGAAUGUAAUUGCCAUUUUAUUAUAUAUGUUCAAGAAAAUGAUUGUGCUUUCACUAAUAAUAAAGCUAUAGCCUAGUCAAUAUUAUAAUAGUGUAGUGUAAUUAUGUAGUGUUGUUAAGAUGAAUUGUGAAUAAAACGUCCAAUAGUAGCAAAGAAA